Molecule: messenger RNA, 969 nt
Organism: Epinephelus fuscoguttatus (brown-marbled grouper)
Lineage: Eukaryota; Metazoa; Chordata; Actinopteri; Perciformes; Serranidae
Product: ladderlectin-like
Exons: 7
Coding region: 83-616 (177 amino acids)
Molecular function (GO): signaling receptor activity
Source: RefSeq, a predicted model, not a curated record
UCAGGCUGACACUGAGAAGGAGGAAGAGAAGAUAAUCCACCAGAAGGUAAUUAUCAACUUUGAGAUCUGCAUCAUCUCCACGAUGAAGACGCUGACUGUGUUUGCACUUCUUUGUGCUAUGAUGGCAUUGACCACAGCUGCUGCUCUGUCCGAGGUGAAGGAUGAACACGGGACAGUGGAAGUCAUUCAAGAAGGAGAGCAUCACGUCAUUGAGAGAUCAGCAUCUUGCCCCGGUGGUUGGAAUCUGAUUAAUGGCCGCUGUUUCCUCUUUGUUCCACGAACCAUGACUUGGGCUCGAGCUGAGUUAAACUGCCAGUCCAUGGGUGCAAACCUUGUGUCUGUACAUCUAGCUGAGGAGUAUCAUGGGAUUACAAAGAUGAUAGAAGAUAAAACUCAUGGGCAUCCACAGACAUGGCUUGGAGGCUCUGAUGCUGAAGAGGAGGGUGUUUGGCUCUGGAAUGAUGGUACACGUUUCAGCUUUUCAUACUGGUGCAGGGGGGAGCCGAACAAUGAUGGGUGGCAGCACUGUAUACAGAUGAGUUAUGGAGAUAACAAAUGCUGGGAUGAUACAAAGUGUCACUAUCACCUAUCUUCUGUCUGCGCCAAGAAAAUCUAAUGAUUCCUGGUCUGACACACGAGGCAUGAAGUCCCUGUAAGCAACACAAACUGGAGGAUUGUUUAAGUAUGUUUGCAGACUCAUCUGUCUUUAUGCCAUCAGUUUCAUGUAACCUGAAGGCUCUGUAUCACAUUUCUUAUUUGUCUUUGCUAUCGCUGUAACGCUACUGAAGGAAUGAAGCGACAAGUGACAUAAACAGGAGCUGGACUGUCUCUGAGGCCUUGUGCCUUUAAUGAGAGCAGACUGAAUGUGUUAUGAAAAGAAUGCUUUUAGCACAAAUCUACAUAUAUUCUGCAAAGUAAACUCUUCUUUCUUGUCUUAUGCAAAAUUAAAGGCUCAAGCAUCAAAACAAA